Messenger RNA from Umbelopsis ramanniana AG, 1049 nucleotides. RefSeq lists its product as uncharacterized. NCBI's taxonomy places the organism in Eukaryota, Fungi, Mucoromycota, Umbelopsidomycetes, Umbelopsidales, Umbelopsidaceae. The transcript is spliced from 4 exons. The record is from RefSeq and is a predicted model, not a curated record. The coding region runs from base 442 to 1041 and encodes 199 amino acids.
AGGAACAGAAGGUUUUACUUGUUGUUGAUCCAUUAACUGCGAUUAUGGAUUUGGUCAAAUUGUAAAAAAAGGGGUAAGACGUUCUGGAUGAAGUAACGUUGGCAGUUUAGAGCCAAGCUCUGUUAAAGAUAGGGGAGUAGUUAAAGUGAGUGAGUGUGUAGCUGAGCGAGAAGUCGGGUGGUCAAAACGAACCUACGUUGGCGAUGAUGAGGUAAGAGAUGGAGGAAGAGAGCAGUAAAUGGAAUGGAGAAAACUGGGAGGAAAAAAUAAUGAUUCAGGAAAAAGGGCGUUCAGUCGAAUGUCAGAAGGCUGUCUAGCAUUUAUUAAAGUGUCGAAGGUUGGAGCAGCAACGUCAGCGAGGUUUUUUUUUUUUUUACUCGUUUCCAUCCCCUCCACAUUACAUCUCCUAUAAUCCCGCAGUCUGUUCUCACCUUCUCGCAAAUGAAUAUCAACACCGCUGGCACAGCUGCAACUAUUCUCAAAGAUGAGAUUGUUUAUAAACGGUACAUCACAGUAUGGCAACGUACAACUCGAUUCGAGGAUGGUCGCGAGAUUCAGUGGGAUGUCGUAGGCCACGACUCUCCGCUUCCAACUUUCGUCACUGUUUUUACCUUUGAUACAAAUACCAAAACAACGUGCAUAUUGAAAGAAUAUGUACAAGGUUCCAACGAAAAAUACACUUGUACCGCAGGCUCUUUCGAUCGCCGAAAGCAUCAAAGCCUAGAGGAAGCAGCACAGCAUGAGUUGUCGGAAGAAGCACAAUUGACUGGAGGUCAUAUGAUCAACUUAUGUCCUUCUUCCCAGCCAGAGGGAAUCUCUGAACUCAAGUGGGGAAAAAACCGCUUUGUACCAUACAUAUGCAUCAAUCCAACUUUAGACACCAACCCCAAACCACGAGACGCAGAGGAAUACAUGGAGGUUGUGCGGGAUGUCUCGAUAGACGACUUUACUCAAAUGGUCAUGAGAGGCGAAGUAAUGCUUCCCAGUGUUCAGACUGGCUGGAUGGCUAUAGAAUGGCUCAAAGAAAAUAAAUACAUCUGAGAACCCCG